AUGACAUUAGAACAAGCAGUAAUUAUCAAUUUAAUUUAGUUAUCUGAAGAUAGGGAAUAUUUAAGAUUGUAAAAACUUACUGAGGCAUUAAAACUUAUAACAAAUGAAAUGCCUUAUAUGAAAACUUUUAAUCAGGUAUCCACCAUUAAAAAUUGUAAAAUAUUUAUACAAAUAAAAAGUAUUAUUUGCUUACCCAUUCAAUCCAAUAACUGUAGAACUUGUCAUUACAAGUCUAAUAGAUCAUUUUUAAGAUGAACAAUUUAUUUAUACUUUUUUUUCAGCUAUAAUGGAAUUGGCAUAAAUAUAAGAACUGAACACUUAGUUCGGACAUCGUAAAUCAAAAAUAAUGGAUAAGUAUUAUUUACUCAAAUUAUUUGAGUUUUCCAUAAGCAAAGUCAAUCCAUGUUCCUCACCAAGUUGGAUAGAGAUAUUGUAGAGCUGUUUAUGAAAACAUUUUAGAAGCAAAAAAAUUUGCAUGCCAAUAUUUGAAAUAGUUGUUUGAUGCUGCAAUAUAAUUUUAAUAAGAUAUCUAAUACUUUUCUAUGGUUUUUAAAUUAUUGAUCAAAAACUCAAACAACACUGAAUUUAUUCAUUUUGUAAUAUAAAAAUAUGAAGAAUGCAAAACUGAAUUAUUUGGAAAUCAUAAAUGGAUUGAUGAUUUAGAUGAUGAAAUUAUUGAAUGUAAGUUUUAAUAAUAAUAGUUUAUUAGAUUUUGAAUAAAGUUAAAUACCUAUGCCCUUUGCUGUAAGUAAAAGUUUAGAAGAGUAAAGAUAAGAUUUUAAAUUGAAAACAAUCUAAAACAAUACAUCAAAUUAUGAUAAUUCUAUUGCUGAUUCUUCAUUUUUUGAUGAAGUUGAUUUAAUGAAAAAAGAGCUUGAAACUCUAUAUGUAAAUAUGUAGAAAUGGCUUUGUGUAGUUGGGACUCCCUCUCUAAAAUCUAGAAUUGAAUAUUUAAGUGAUGAACAUCAUUUUGAAUAUUUAAUGUCUUUCAUAUUUAAUCCAUUAAAACAUGAACCAAUUCAAGAUUGGGUAUAAUGAAUAUUUAUUUUUAGGAGGAUAAAUUUAAUGAUUUAUAAGUUGAAGUUGAGUAAACAGAUUAUAAAAUAGAAUCAUAAUUACCAUCUAAAUAUGAAUUAAUAAGAUCAUAUAAAACUACAUUAAUAUUUUUAACAGAUGAUAAUUUUUAAGUUAUGAUUCAAACUGUUCCUAAAUUAAUACCAAUUCUACGUAUAAUAUGUUAUUAAUAUUUAAGUUUAUCAAAUAAAAAUAAGUUUAGAAGAAAAAAAUAAAUCAGUUAAUUUAUUACAUAUAAGUUGCAUUUUGGAUAAAUUUCUUCAAAAAUAUCCAAAAUCAACUCUACUAUUAAUGACUGAAAUGAAUCUAUUUUAAAUUCUUGGAAAAUAUAUCUAUAAUAAUAAAUUAGCUACUAUAUUAGUUGAUGUUUUAGAUAUAUAAAUUGAUAGAUAUGGUAUUGGAUCUUCAUGUUAAGAAUAAUUAUGGAAAUACUUUUAACGUAUUAAUUGGUUUGAAGCUAUUUCAAUUUUAUUAAUCAAUAAAGAAUUUUAAUUUUUAAUUUUGGAUCCAAAGGAAAACUAGAAAUUCACUUAAAUUUUUAGAUCAUUUGCAUUAAGUGAAAAAGAAAAAACACCACCAAUUAUUGAUUGUGAUGAAAAGAAGAAGUUAACAGAUUUUCUUGGAACAUUAUAAGCAGGUAAGACAAUGGAAGAAUAUUAUAAUUCAAAUUAAUUGAAUUGGCAAAUAAAUUAAACUUAAAGAGAACAUUUAUUAUAUAGUGAAAUAGAAGUUUAAGAUAUUGAUGGAUUCAAAAAGUUUGUAGAAGAAAGAGAUUCAAAUCUUUAACGAUCUAUACAUAGAAUUAAAACUUAAUAAAUGAUUAGGUCUACCAAAAUCACAAAUUAAAUUAAAAGAAAACCUUCUGAAGUUAUAAGAUUUAUUUAAAUUAAUAAACCAAUUUUAAGAGGUUUCCAUGGACAUAGAAGAUUUUGUGAAAGCAUAGAUUUUUAAACAGAUACAAUUAGAGAAGAUUUUAAUCAUGAUGAGGAAUUUAAACUUCAUAGGUCUAAUCCAGGAAGUCAUAGAACAAGUCACCAAAAUUCUGAUGAUGGUGAUGAUGAUUUGGGAUCACUUUCACCUAGAAAGGUAAAGAUUUAUCCUGGUUAUAAAUUAAAUUUAUAUGUUAGUGAUUUUGAAAAGAAUGAAACUUAAUUUAAAAUCAAUAAACUUUAUUCAUAAGAAGCAAUAUAAUUAUUAAAGUUCUCAAUUACUUCAUUAUUCAAUUUUUUAGAUUUACAACACACAAAUAAAAUAAAAGUAGAACAACAAAAAAUUGAAAUUAAACCUAUCAUUAAUUCUAUAUUAACAUCUUAAAUUAUAAUGAAACUUCACUAAUUUUUUUUAUAUGGAAUUUUGUAAGAAGAAACAUCUAAUGAAUAUUAAUUGGCUGAAGAAUGUGGAAUUAUUGUAAAUAAGAUUUAUAAAUAUUCUUUGCUCUACUAAGAGUUGCAGGAAAUUAAACCAAUUUUAUAAGAUACAUUUCUAAAAUCUGCAGAAUACCUGUGCAAAUUAAUAGUCAGAGCAUAUCAAAACUUUAAUUAAGAUAAUAUUCCAGGACUUAAAAAAAUUUAAACAUUUUUACUUCUUACUUUCAAGCAUGGUUAUUAAGUAUUUCAUUUAGAUCCUCAUUCUAAAGAGGAUUAUGGAGUUCAUAAAUUCUUUCAUUCAACUGUUAUUCAUAUCAUAAUAUAUUGGUUUUUUAAUAGCCAAAACAAUAAUAUAUAUUAGAAUAUCUUUUUGAAGUAUAUAUUUUUAUAAUAUAUCAUAGAUUCAUUACUUUGGUGUUGGCUAAUGCUCCACCUGUAAUUUUGAGUAGUAUCUUAUUUAGACUUGGACUUAUAGGUUUACUCUUUGAUACCUAUAAUAUUUAUUGUUUGAAUGGAAGUGAACAUGUUCUUUUAGCAGAUAGUCUUCUUGCUCAUGUAAAAUGUAUAGUUUAUUCUAUAAAUGCUUCAAUAACACAUAGAUAAUUAACAAAAAUUUAGAUGAAUUUGAGAUGUCUUGAUUCUUGGAAAAAGCUUAUAGAUAUUAAUCCAAAAGGAGACCUAUCGAUCUAUAAAGAAAUAAAUUUUAUCAUCAAUCCAAACUUCAAUUAUAAACAUAGCAAAAUAAAUUUCUAUUCUUCUUAAAUGUCAAUAGAAAACAAUGAAUAAAAUAAUACUCCAAAAUUAAAUAGAAUAAAGGAUUAAUAUAAUUCAUAAAGAUUGAAAGGAAACUAUAAAGUUUAAAAUAAGCUUCCUCUUUUAAAUCCUCUUAAUUAAAAAUAAAAAGUUUUGUCAAAAACAUUUAGUACAAAUAUUAAACGAUGA
Paramecium pentaurelia is the source of this 3383-nucleotide messenger RNA. The record is from the annotation of a GenBank genome assembly. NCBI's taxonomy places the organism in Eukaryota, Ciliophora, Oligohymenophorea, Peniculida, Parameciidae.